AUGGAUGUCAUCGGUCCUAUCGAGCCAGCCGCAUCAAAUGGAAACAGGUUCAUUUUGGUAGCUAUCGAUUACUUCACAAAAUGGGUAGAAGCAUCCUCACAUAAGUCUGUGACAAAAAAAGUGGUGACAGAUUUUGUUCGCAAUAACAUAGUUUGUAGAUUUGGCAUCCCCCAUUCGAUUAUAACAGAUAAUGGAGCUAACCUCAAUAGCGGUUUGAUGCAUGAGAUAUGUGAUAAGUUCAAAAUCAUUCACCGCAAUUCUACUCCUUACCGACCACAGAUGAAUGGAGCAGUUGAGGCUGCCAACAAGAAUAUCAAAAGAAUAUUGCGGAAGAUGAUUGAUAAUUAUAAGCAUUGGCAUGAAAAUUUACCGUUUUCCCUCUUUGGCUAUCGCACCACGAUUAGGACUUCGACUGGGGCAACACCUUAUCUCUUGGUUUAUGGAACAGAAGCAGUAUUACCAAUGAAAGUUGAGAUACCAUCCCUGAGGAUAAUCCAAGAAGCUGAGUUGAGUGAUGCCAAAUGGAUACAAAGUCGAUAUGAACAAUUGAUGCUCAUUGAUGAAAAGAGAAUGAAUGUAGUUUGUCACGGACAACUUUAUCAACAUAGGAUGGCCAAAGCUUUCAAUAAAAAGAGUGUUGACUGGAGGAGCGGUGAUUCUAGCAGAAAUGGACGGAAAGAUAUGGCCGAAAGCCAUCAAUUCAGAUGCGAUUAA
Messenger RNA from Solanum dulcamara, 714 nucleotides. RefSeq lists its product as uncharacterized. Gene Ontology annotation, biological process: DNA integration. The record is from RefSeq and is a predicted model, not a curated record. The coding region runs from base 1 to 714 and encodes 237 amino acids. Gene Ontology annotation, molecular function: nucleic acid binding. Lineage: Eukaryota; Viridiplantae; Streptophyta; Magnoliopsida; Solanales; Solanaceae. The transcript has 2 exons.